CCACUUCAUCUGUAGCAAAAUUUAAAAUAUUCAGAACCACUAUGGCGUCUUCUUUUCUUUUCGUCCUUUUCAAUUUAAUAGUAUUUUCAGCUCGCUUAAUCUCAGAAGCACCAAGAUCACCUAGGAAGCUUCCAGCACUGCCCCACCUACCGCACUACUAAGUGCCCACAGCCACGCCAAAUCGCCAUUGUUUUUCGCUCAUCAAUCCAAUUGUCACCUUCAGCUUGUUCGAUGAAAUGUCCGUGGCCUGUGGGGUGGAGUGCGUGGUGGUCCUCGGCUGCCUGCGCUGGGCCUGGAAGCGCUGCACCUACAUCGGCUCCUACGAUAGCGCCGCCUGGCCCGACGCCACUGCCGACGAGUUCGACCCCAUCCCUCGCGUCUGCCGCGUCAUCCUAGCCGUCUACGAGCCCGACCUCAGCUCCCCUAAGUACGCCCCCGCCGGCGGCUACCGCCUCAAUCCCGACUGGGUGGUCAAGCGCGUCACCUACGAGCAGACGCUCGGCCACGCGCCGCCCUACCUGAUCUACCUCGACCACGACCACCGCGAGAUUGUGCUCGCCAUCCGCGGCCUGAACCUGGCCAAGGAGAGUGAUUACAAGCUGCUGUUGGACAAUAGGCUCGGCAAGCAGAUGUUCGACGGCGGGUACGUGCACCACGGGCUGUUGAAGUCCGCAAUUUGGGUGUUGAAAUCCGAGUCGGGAACUCUGAAGAACCUGUGGGAGGAGAACGGGAGGGAUUACAGGAUGGUGUUCGCUGGGCACUCCCUUGGGUCCGGCGUGGCAGCUUUGAUGAGCGUGAUCGUGGCCAACCAUGGGGAUGAGUUGGGAGGGAUUCCAAGGGGUUUGGUCAGGUGUUACGCAGUGGCCCCUGCCAGGUGUAUGUCGCUCAACUUGGCAGUGAAGUACGCCGACAUUAUAUGCUCUGUUGUUUUGCAGGUAUCACAGUUUUAUGUGGUGAUCAUUUCUUUCUUGUUUCCUAUUCAUCAUUUUCCCAUGUUCUGGACAUUCGUGGCUGCCAUAACACAAGAGGUGACAGUUCAAUCACAGGAUGAUUUCUUGGCCAGAACAGCCACCCCAUUGGAAGACAUUUUCAGAUCUAUCUUCUGUUUACCCUGCCUGCUGUUUCUGGUGUGUCUGAGAGACACCUUCAUACCUGAAGAUAGAAAGCUCAGGGAUCCAAGAAGACUGUAUGCUCCAGGUCGCAUGUACCAUAUAGUGGAAAGAAAAUUUUGCAGAUGUGGUAGGUAUCCUCCAGAAGUUAAAACAGCAAUUCCAGUUGAUGGGAGAUUUGAGCAUAUUGUCCUCUCCUGCAAUGCUACAUCAGAUCAUGCUAUUAUUUGGAUUGAAAGAGAAGCAGAGACGGCCUUGGAAAAUCUAAAGGAGCUUAGUACUAUUACCACGCCUCCAGAAGUACAGAGACUCGAUAGAAAGCAGACUCUAGAAAAGGAGCACAAUGAUGCAUUAGAGAGAGCCGUCACCUUGAAUAUACCUUAUGCUGUAAAGUCUGCUGAGAAAAAUUCCUAUGCUGACACCCAAGAAGGCUCUUCAGGGAUGCAUUCGUCGGGAAAAGAUGGCAGGACCAAUUGGGAUGAAGUGGUUGAGAAGCUUUUCAAGAGAAGUGAAUCUGGUAAGUUGCUUUUAAAAGGAAAUGCAGCCUGAUUAUUUUUUCACUGCAUUAUAUGUAUGGUUUCAUGGAGGAUUGUUUCUUUUGGCAUAUCCACAACUUUUCACCCUUGUAUGAGAGAGCUUAUAUAGAAUUUCCCAUUGUAUUUUUCAGUGGCUCAACUGUAAAUUUCCACAGUGAUUACUAAUUGAAACAAAGAGUAUUUUGAAUAGUUGCAGGAUGUGUUUGUGGUCCACACUAAUGUCUGAUCCCCCAAACAUUUCCGAGAGACAAGAUUGCUCUCCGUUUGAUAUUUUAGGUGCACAAAGCGUAUUGAACAUUUUGGUGCAUCUUCUAUGGGAAUCCAUCGACUAAACUGUUUCUAAAAAGCUGCACUUGAUUCAAUCCUGCAGUAAAGCUAGACAACCCAUAUGACUUAAACAUUAUCAACGUCAGCUGCCCUAGCUAAUACUACUCUCGUCACUUUGUUAACCCCAUUGGAGUGGGUUCAGUUCCACCGUACCUUUAGGGCUCGU
Striga asiatica is the source of this 2138-nucleotide messenger RNA. NCBI's taxonomy places the organism in Eukaryota, Viridiplantae, Streptophyta, Magnoliopsida, Lamiales, Orobanchaceae. The record is from the annotation of a GenBank genome assembly.